GGGAAUAUUUUGCAUGAUUGACAUAUAAAAAUAGUCGGGGAGUCGUGUUAGAGAAAUUCAGUCAUGACAUCUGGAUUUCUAUUCAAGUUUCUACCGAUAGAAACUGUCUUCACAGGAAAGUCUUACUGAAAUUGUCUGUAAAAAAUGAGGAGAUUAUGAAAACCAACUCGUUAUUUUGAAUUUUUCUACAUAUAUUUCUUAAGGAAUUAUGGUUAAUAUUACAAUUGAACUUUGUCCGUAUGGUAGAGUAUAACUCUCUGUUAGUUUAUUUAUUUCACAUGGCACAAAGUGGUACAGUAUUGUAUGCCAGACGAAGUUUUCCUUACAAUUUAUUGAUUAGAAUCAGGAUUAACAUGGAAUCGAACAGUCGUCGAAUAUUCGCAGAUAUUACACACAGUGAUAGAAAGAAUUCCAACAUCGUUUGGUGGAGGUGCCUCUAUGAUAGGAAACAAGAUGCACAUUCAUCCCUAUUUGGGACUAAUCAGAUGGAUAUACCUGGUGUCUCGAAGCCAACACCCACCGUUUCAAAUGCCAAAGAGUCACCCACUAUACCAGCAGAAACACAACAGCUACAUCUUGUGCAACAGGCAUUAGUUAUUUGUUUAAGGGUUAAUUUGGUAUUUCCCGCUGAGUGAUUACAUUGAACCGACCUCUGACGACAUAGGUACUUUGACGAUAUCUGAGGAUUUGUGAAGACCACCACUUAUC
This is a messenger RNA of Trichobilharzia regenti, 708 nucleotides long. Lineage: Eukaryota; Metazoa; Platyhelminthes; Trematoda; Strigeidida; Schistosomatidae. The record is from the annotation of a GenBank genome assembly.